UUUUGUUGUUGAGAACUAAGGAUCAAUGGCUUUCAAAGCGUUUGUUAUUUUAUAUGUCUUGUUAUAUUUUGGCUCAUUCCAUAAUGAAGCCAUAGUAAAGGGGAAUAAUCUCAAUGAUUUGAAUUCAGAAUUACCACCCAUCAAAGAUAUUUUGACUAAGCAUGGAGACACCUAUGAUUGCGUGGAUAUAUACAAGCAAGCAAGUUUUAAAAAUCCUUUGCUCUGGAACCAUACAAUUCAGAUGAGACCAAGCCAUCAUGUAAGAAAACUAAGAGCCAAAAUGCUAUCCAAGAAGCUGUCGCCUGGUCAUCGUUAUGCAAAGAUAAAGUUAGAUGAAGCUUGCCCAAAAGGGACUGUCCCUGUUCUGAGGGUCGCAGACAAAGACCAAUUGAAAAAUGUAUCAAACUUAAAUAAGUCUCGAUUUUUUCCGAACGAUGAUCAGUGGAAACAUGGUUUAGAAUUUGCAGGAAUAUUUGCGAAAACAACCCCAGACAAAAAGUAUAAAGGAGUCUCAGGCGUGAUGACUGUAUGGAAUCCAAAACACGUUGGACCUAACCAAUAUAGUUCAGUUGCAAUCUCAGCUGAAGUAGGAGAGGGACCUGACUACACUCGAAUACAAUUUGGGUGGACUGUGUUCCCAUUGCAGUUCCAGGACAGUUUCACUCAUUGGUUUUUUCAAGUAACCAACAUAACAAAUGUUCCAGGAUGUUUUGAUCUUAAUUGCCAAGGUUUUGUACAAAUAAAUACCCAAGUUCCAAUUGGCACUGCUAUACAUGAUGUCUCUGACUACGGUACCGACGAUCAAGUGUUUUUGCGUUUCAGCCUCCUCCAGGAUCCAAAGAAGGAAUCACCUUGGUGGCUGUUUUAUAAUGAAGAACCUACACCAAUUGGGUAUUUUUCAAACAAACUGUUUACUAAGUUAAGUGAUGGAGCAGACACAUUGAAAUGGGGAGGCUAUGUUUUCACUCAGCCAGGGGAUGAGACUAGCCCUCAAAUGGGUAGUGGAAAAUUUGAUAAUGGAAUAUAUCAACGAACUGCUAACAUGAUUAAUGUACGAUAUAUUGAUAACAAUUAUCAAUUAGUUAAUUCACCAAAUGAUAUUCAAACUGCGGAGUCUCGUUGUUACUUAGAAGGAGAUCAGUCAUACAAAAACAACAAAGUAGGUUAUACCUUUUGUUUUGGCGGAAAAGGUGGCACAGAGGAGAAAUGUAAUCUUUAGUUGAAAAUAAUUUCAAUUUUCAAGUAAUAUA
Messenger RNA from Quercus lobata, 1250 nucleotides. RefSeq lists its product as uncharacterized. The coding region runs from base 26 to 1219 and encodes 397 amino acids. Lineage: Eukaryota; Viridiplantae; Streptophyta; Magnoliopsida; Fagales; Fagaceae. The record is from RefSeq and is a predicted model, not a curated record. The transcript has 7 exons.